AUGAUGAAGAUAGUAGGCUGGAAUCCAGGUCAUUUUUCAGGGCGUCGCAAGACCCUCAAACGCAACAACAAUAAGAAAAGUUCGAUUGGAUUAAUGACUAUUGUUUCCAGUGGUUUCAUGGUACUGGGAGUCUUGUAUGGGUUGUUUCUUCUCUCUCUUCCCUCUUCUAUGGGCAGAUGGAACGGCCAUCUCGCAAUUUCAGCUGCUGAAGCCGAAACGAACAAGAUAUUUGCCACUCCUUCAGACACCUGUCAAUACCGGAAAUAUCCACCACGACGAUACUACGACUUAUUAUUGGAGGAAAGCAGUUUGCCAUCCUUCUUGGAAGUCGAAUAUAUCUAUGGUGAACUUCCUCAAUUAUUGAUUGAUCAUGGUCAUCAUUCGAAGAAUGCCAACAAGAAGCUCUGUGUCAAUCAAUCGGAAUGGCAAAACAAUUCAGCCAACGAUGACAGAUUGCCCUUUGCCGAUGGCACCAAUCCCUCCUUGCUCAAAAUUAAAAAAGACUUGGCAAUAUCAGCACUAUUGCCUAAGGAGGCCUACUAUUUGGCCACCAUUUGCAUGACCAAUUCGCAGUGUGCCUGGAAGGAUACCCGGGAAGAACAGCUCGCCUACAAGAUUUCCACCCAAAAAGAUCCAUCGACGGUCCGAACCGUCUUGUUGGUCUUGAAUGAAAACUUUGAAACUCUGGCGGAAGCUACCAUUACCACCAUUAUGGAUGCACCGACUUUUGGAAAACAACGGAUCCAACAACCAAAUGCGAAGCAACAAGAAAUCUAUUCCUUGGACGAUGCUAGACUCUUUUACCACAAGGACGAGAUUUGGGUAUCCUAUCGAGAGGGCAGAAUAUUUGGUUACGACAAGCAAGUUCUCAACAAGGUGCAUAUUACAUCGUCGUCGUCGUCGUCAUCGUCAUCGUCAAAUGUACUGCAAGUCACGCUCCAAGCAUCCGAAGUAGAAACCUUGUGCUGUGGUCGCAACAUGGCGCUGAUGGAAAAUGUUCGCACACAAGAAUUGCAAGCCUUGACGUGGGUGGAUCCAGUUACCGUUGAGAAUGUUCCACUCAAACUAGAACAACAAUACCAUCGUCGUCUCACCGCUGUCAAGAACAACAAGAACAACAACAAAAACCAAAAAAAGAGUCACUUUCAUGGAACCAAUGGAUUCAUGGUGCAUUUGCCACACACAAACGAAUUCUUGGGCAUUGGUCACUUUCACCGUCCACCCUCUAGAGACUUUGACAAUGAGUAUGCUCGGUUUGGUCAUCAUUACACCCAUGCCUUUUUUACUAUCUCGGAUGAGGCACCUUUUCGAUUGACGCGAUUGUCUCCCGAGUUGCUCCUUCCCAGUGCGGCCAAUCCAAAAGAUGCCGAGAUUAUUCAAUUCUGGAGUGGAUUGGAACUGGUCGAUGAUAAGACAUUGACAUUGGCCUAUGGAAUCAAUGACUGUGAGGGAGCUGCAAGGUAUCUAUCCAUGUCGACGGUCAAUGAUCUUUUGAGGCCCGUACCGCAAGGAAUGGAAGUUGUGGAUUUGAUGAAGCCGAUGAAGUUGAUGAUUUCUCAGCACUGA
Molecule: messenger RNA, 1566 nt
Organism: Cylindrotheca closterium
Lineage: Eukaryota; Bacillariophyta; Bacillariophyceae; Bacillariales; Bacillariaceae
Source: the annotation of a GenBank genome assembly